GUGAUGUAGUGACCAAGGAACACGACAAUCAAUAUGUGCAGUUGUCCCAGGACAUUGUCGAGUUGGACCUUGCGGACAAUGGGCCAGACUCCUACUUGACUGGCCAUCAAAUUCAAGGGCGGAUACUGUUCCCUGCGGCUGGAUAUAUAGUCCUUGCCUGGAAGUCACUGGCAAAGCGCUGCGGCAAGCCUCUCUACAAGGUUCCUGUGGUUCUAGAAGACGUCAGAUUUCACCGAGCCGCCAUUAUGCAAAUAAACGGUACCACGCGCUUCAACGUCACCAUUAUGGAGGGAUCGGGUCAGUUCGAGAUCUCUGAGGCGGGGGCAGUGGCAGCUAGCGGCCGUAUUAGAAUGGCUGGAGAGAACGAGAAAAUCAUCGACAUGGAACCGCCAUGCCCGAACGCCGCUGAUAUCGCGUCUUGCGAUCUCGAUGCCGAAGACGUCUACAAAGAGCUGAGACUUCGUGGUUGUGAGUACUACGAUCAAUUCCAAGGCAUCCUCAAGGCCAACAUAAAAAGGCCGAAUGGCAUGCUCAAGUGGGACAACAACUGGAUUACAUUCAUAGACACAAUGAUUCACGGCAGUAGUCUUGCGUACCCCAAACGAGCCCUGAAGCUUCCCGUAAAGAUAAUUUCCUGCCGCAUUGACCCAGUCGUUCACAUGGAGAUGACUAAGAAGGCAACGGAAUCAGGUGUAGGUUACGUCUACGAUAAACGCAUGCGUACAUGCCGUUCCGGAGGCAUCAUUCUGCAAGGGUUAAAGUGCAACACCGCUCCACAGCGUGUCACGGAAGAUGUCAUGGUACUCAACGAGCACGCGUUUGUGCCUCAUAUAGACAGUGAGUCUACCAGGCAGAGAAGACAGGCAUACCUCCAAGAAUACAUUGACGCGUGCAGUGGAGCUGCGCAAUGCAUACUACAAAACUACUGCGGUGAAGAAUCCGAAUCUCUCGAAGCUGGGAAAUGCAUUUACAAUGCUUCGGGAGAGGUAACGGAAUACAACCUAAAAAAUAAAGCGGAGAAUCAGGGGCUGCUGAAGACCCUCACUUCCAUUCAAGAAGAAAUGAACCGUUCCGAUCUCUCGCUAGUGCAAAUCAUCCAAUCAGCUAUGGAGACCUACGAGAAAGAACUAGAAAAUGAUGUCAUUAGGACAGCUCUGUUUGAAGAAGAUCCCUUGAGACACCUUCUCGAUGUUGUGGUGGAAAACACUAGCGCCACGAAACUUGAAGUCUGUGAGUUAGUCACCGGAAAAAGUCACUGCAUUCUGUCUUCCCAGUUUACUCAACUUCUUGCUAUGGCAAAAACAAGGCUAAACGUUGACUACACUGUCGCUUUCCCGUCUGACAUUAACUUCACAUCGGUGAAUGUUCCAGAAGGAACCAGUUUACUUCAUUGGGAUCCCUCUGCAGUUCCGAAUAAAAAACUACCCGAAGCUGACUUGCUUGUGGCAUGCCUUACCACGUGGGGAUCCAGCCAGUUAGAAAUUCUAGCUCAACAACUUUCAGUGCAAAGCAAAAAACAAGGAUUCAUCCUGAUUGCCUUGCGCACCGCAGUGACACCUGCCGAGCAAGUUUUAAUGUCUAUGGGCUGCAUUCAACUUCAAGUACACAAAGAAGACGACGUGGAGUCGUUUUUCAACUCUUAUGGGUUCACCGUCAUUGGUCUGAAAUCAAAUAAUUUCACAACACUGCUGCUUCUGAGGAAAACCAAAGGUAUUCUCGAAGAAGCGAAGCCUGAGGUUCUCGAUGUGUCCAGCGACAACUUUCAUUGGAUCGAGGAGCUAAGGCAAAAGCGAUCGAAUACGAGAACAUGCCAGACGGACACACUCUUUGGCUGCUCGCUGAUGACAACGAUACAAGCGGCAUCCUCGGCUUGGCAAACUGCCUCCGAUGGGAGACAGGAAGAAGGCAUCUUAGUUACAAGAAGUCUGUCCUUCUUGCUGCGCUCCAGGGAGCGCGGAUCUUUUGGCGUCAAUGACGCCGCGGUUUUUGGGUCGACCUCCAUCGCCUUCUCCGAGGCGCUGGACGAUCGAGAACUAGGCGCCGAAACGCGUGUCUCGUGUCGUGGGGUCCGGUUCAACUUUGGGCCCUGCGACGCUGCAGUCAGCCGGCCCGUAUUCGAUGAUGAUGGAGCAGCACUGGCAGCUACCACCAAGGUGGCGGAUGGAGUUUCUGCAGGAGUACCGCACGCGGACCCUGUAGACUCCUGA
Molecule: messenger RNA, 2207 nt
Organism: Dermacentor silvarum
Lineage: Eukaryota; Metazoa; Arthropoda; Arachnida; Ixodida; Ixodidae
Product: fatty acid synthase-like
Exons: 5
Biological process (GO): fatty acid biosynthetic process
Molecular function (GO): fatty acid synthase activity
Source: RefSeq, a predicted model, not a curated record